UCCAUGCUUUGAUCUUUCCCACACACUUUGAUGACUCUUUCAGCUCGUUCCAUUAUCGUUAGAAUGUCAACGCUCGCCACACUCACCCCCGAGCUGCUCCUCCAAGUCUUUGCCGCCCUCGACCUACGCAGCCGGAUUCGUCUCAGCAGCACAUGCAGUCGCCUCCGCCACGUCGGAGUGAACCAAGUGGGUAUCUUCGAGAUCCUGUCCUUCACAUGGGCUAAGCAGCAUGUUGCCGACUCGGCCCUCCUCGUGGCGCAAACGUACGGUGGCAUGGUUCGUACGUUGAGGGUCAUACACCAGUCGCCGCCGUGCUUCUAUCCGGCCGGAGGAGAUGUGCACAAAUGUUAUCGUGGCAAGCCGGGGCCGGAGCUACCUGGGAUGUCUGCCAGUUCAAUGUCCCUUCUUCACGGCUGGGGAUCUGACGCUCCUCUACUGCCUCGCGUCGACAGUUUGGUCGUUGAGUUUCCUGGAAUUUAUCCGGAUGGAGAAGAAGGCCCCGACGCAGAGAUCAACUGUGAACUGCGCGAGUUGUAUUCGGAUUAUAUUUACAAUGACAGGCACCCAAUCAAAUGCAACAACGCAUACAUCGACGCCAUGUUGCAAGCUUUGGUAGACGGCCACUACGCCAAGUCCGCGGCUAUCAAAUCGCUACGGAUCGUCAACCUGCCGCCGCACAACUCUGUCUUUUUCGACUCUGCAAACUGGCAUCGUUUUCUGGGUGGCCUGAACCAUCUCGACCUUGGUCUGUAUGGCUGGGGCGACAGGGUAGGCCCCACGACCAUCAACAGGCAAGCAUGUUAUCUAGAUUUUGUGGCUGACCUCGAUAAAAUCAUCUUCAACCAUCUACCUCGGGUCACGAAGCUGGGAUUUCACAUCACCGAGCAUGCGCCCCUGGACGAGCCCCUGCCUUGGAAACCAACGGCCACGCCGCUUCUGGAGGAGCUGGAGCUCACCAACGUCGAUGUCAAUGCCAAUCUGCUUGCGUUCUUGACGUCAUGGAGCAAAACCGCAAAUCGGCCAUUGUCCCUGAUCCUAAACAGCGCAGCCGCAGAUUCUCAGCUCCGCUGGGGCGACCCCGAGUAUUUGACGUGGGAAGCCUUUUUCGACGGUCUUGUAGAGGAAGAUGUCAGGUUUUCCAAAUUCGAGGGGACGAUGAGGCAGGUCAAGAUGACAGAUGCGAGACCCGAUUUCACCGACAGAAUGGCUGCCAACCCCCGCCUCCUGGUGUUUUCGUACGGCCAGCUCGACGACAAAUAUCGAGACUGGAUGGAUGACCCGGAGAUGACGAUGGACGCCUUCCUUCUUGGACGUGAUCAGGCUUCUUACGAGAGGUUCAUGGCCAAGGUGGGUCACAAAAGGGAAUAAAUGGCCUUUGUGAUCUUUGUUGAUUAACUGUUGGACUGUGGUAGAAUUGGAAAACAAAAUCUUAUAACCAGGGUUGAAAAUUCAAAAUUACACCCCCCCCAACAAUAGCGUGCCCCAUGUUCACCGAAAACUACAAACAAAACGCCCCAGUCCCCUACCUAUCAAGACACGUCUAAUCAAAAUCAACGAUGGUUGUAAUCGGGAUAAACGAGGUCGACGUGCCCGUGGACACCGUGGGGCUCGCCGUGACCGUGGCCGGACCCGUCUCCACGAGGUUGUACGCGUAGCUUUCCCACAGGCCGACGCUGACGAAGCCACAAAACGCAAGAGCGGUCGUGAACGGCGCCGUGCUCACCUGGCAGGUGGCAGACACGUCGUUGGGGGGCGCGAUGCUCGAAUCCUGCUGGACGGCGAUGAAGAACAUCUGGCACCCGGGCGACGAGUCGCAAUACGCCUGGCACGCGGGCACGGCGGCGGCCCUGUAGUCGCCACUGGGGCCCAGGUUGGACACGGGGAUGCUGAUGCCCGUCGCGAGGCCCCGGUAGCUGCAGCCGGGAAAGUGGCUGAAUACUUGCGUGUACUGCCUGACGGUGCUGGCGGUGGCGGAUGGGGCGGACGAUGAUGUGGCCGUCGAGGAGGAGGAGGCGGUGCUGCUGGCCGUCUGGGUGCUUGAUGGAGUAGAGGAGCUGGCGGACGUGGAGGUGGCGUCGUCGGAUAUCGUUGUCACGGUAACGGUAGGAAGGCCCUGUGUGCUGGUUGUGCUUGUAGACGUUGAAGUUGACGACGAGCUGGACGAAGCGCUGGAUGAAGUCGAGGAAGAAGAGGACGAAGAGCUAGUGGUGGUGGUUACAGACGUCGACGAUGUCGAAGAACCAGAGGUGGUGGUAGUUGACGACGUUGUAAGACUGGUUACCGAGCUAGAGGUGGUUGAAGACGUCGUCGUGCGGCUCGUGGUCAGAGUGGAGCUAGUCGACGAGCCCCCAACAGUUGCAGACCUCGAGGUCGACGACGUCGAAACGCCAUCGCAGGUCCCAAAGAGGGACUGGCAACCAGCGCCGCAGUAGUCCUUGCUGCUGCCACACCAGCCAUGGCUGCUGCAGCAAUUGCCCCACUUGGAGCCCUGGCAGGUGACGCCGUUGCCGCACGUGGCGUCCUGGCUGACCUUUGGCCCUGGAGAGGGGGGAGGGUUGGCAGUGGUCGUCUUGCAGGUGCCGUAGCCGGAUUGACAGCCAGUGCCGCAGUAAGCGUCAGACUACACCACCCGACGGUUACGUAGUUAGCUUUCGAUUUUUUUAAUAUAUAUUUAUUUUCCAG
Molecule: messenger RNA, 2682 nt
Organism: Pyricularia oryzae 70-15
Lineage: Eukaryota; Fungi; Ascomycota; Sordariomycetes; Magnaporthales; Pyriculariaceae
Exons: 1
Coding region: 31-1368 (445 amino acids)
Molecular function (GO): protein binding
Source: RefSeq, a predicted model, not a curated record